GAGCAAGAAGCCGAAAUUACGUUUUUGGUCACAGCAUGGCUCGAAGCUUUGAAUUCGGCCGAUCGCGCCAGGGCACCACCUGUUCCACUCGCGGUCAGACCCCCCGGCCGACGUGGCAUGACGCUGAGUGAGAAGAUCUUUGCGCUGCACGAUAUUGACCGGAGGGGAUCCGUAGCACCUGGAGAGUUGAUCCGGGUUGAUGUCGACUGGGUCAUUGCUUCUGAGGCCUCAUGGCAGGGCAUGGAACGAACAUAUGAGCGUCUCGGGAAGCCUGGAAUCUACCGGAAUGAUCGGUUCUGGCUAGCGGGUGAUCAUGUCGUGGACCCCCGGGUGAAUGAAAACCCCAAAGUUAAGGCAUUGAUUGACGCCAGCGAAAGGGCUAAGCGCGUCUUCAAGAUGACCGACUAUCAGGGCAUGAACUAUACGAUUCUUCAUACCGAGUUCUACCGCGAACGAGCUCAGCCGGGCAUGGUGGUCGUGGGUUCCGAUUCCCAUACCUGUUCGUCUGGAGCAUUAGGCUGUCUGGCCAUUGGGUUGGGAGCAGCCGACGUGACUCUUCCGUUAGUGACGGGAGAGACGUGGUUCAAGGUCCCUGAAUCGGUCAACAUUCGUCUAGUCGGUGCUCCUAAACCCGGGAUUGGUGGGAAGGACACUAUUCUGUACAUUCUGCAACAGCUGAAGCGGAACACUGUGGCCGCGGAUCGGAUCGUCGAGUUCACCGGGCCAGGAGUUAAGCAUCUUUCUUGCGAUGCUCGGUUUGCCAUUAGCAACAUGACCACAGAAUUUGGCGGAAUUACCGGUGUUUUCGUGCCCGAUGAAAUUACGAACGAAUUUAUCCAGAAGCGACGCCUGCCCCGACACAAAAACACCAGCGUCUACUUCAAACCCGACGAUGAUGCCGAGUAUGCCGAAACCCAUGAGAUAGACCUUGGCGAGGUGCGGUCUUUCCUGGCCAAGUAUCCAAACCCCGACGAUGUCGUUUCUGUCACCGAGCAGGAAGGAAUGCAUUUGGAUGGGUGCUUUAUUGGUGCUUGCACCACUGCCGAAGAGGAUCUGAUUCUCGGGGCUCUUGUGCUGGAACAAGGGCUCCAGCGUGGUAUGAAGCCAGUUUCUCAGGGGAAGAGAAAAGUUGUUCCGGGCUCGGUACCUAUCCUACACAGACUUCGUGAGCUAGGUCUUGCACGGAUCUACGAGGAUGCUGGAUUUGAGAUCGGCAUUCCGGGAUGCAGUUACUGCGUCGGCAUGUCGGCCGACCAGGCUGGGCCGGGAGAAGUCUGGAUCUCGUCGCAGAACCGCAACUUUGAGAACCGUAUGGGCAAAGGGUCCAUCGGCAAUCUUGCAUCCGCUGCCACAGUUGCUGCUUCGUCGUUUGAGAUGAAGCUGAAAGACCCGCAUGAAUUUCUCGAAACCAUCGAUCUGGAAAGAUGGCAUACCCUCCGUGGUAUUACUGUAUCUGCAACAGACUCUACACAAGAACAUAUUUCCUAUAUGGAACCUAGUGGCUCCGCGACCGCAGAAACGAAGAACGCCGGCCCGACAGAUGUAAAGUCGUCAGAGGUGGAUACUUCAGAGACAGCAGACAGCUCUUCAUCCGACGUGAUGACAGGCAAAGUGCAGCGCCUGGGUGAUUUCAUCGAUACUGAUGCCCUGGCUCCUGCCCAAUUCCUUAUCGGCAUGUCAGACAAUAAGAUCGCAGGCCAGCACUGCCUUGAGCACACCCACCCCGAAUUUCGCCAGCGCGUCAAAGACGGGUUCAAUAUUGUCGUGGCAGGCAAAGCAUUUGGAUGUGGAUCGUCCCGCGAACAGGCAGUUAUGGCGCUCCUGGGCUGCGGCGUCCAGUGUGUCAUCGCCAAGUCAUACUCCUUCAUCUUCCAGCGUAACAUGCCCAGUCUGGGUCUCUUGGGCAUCACUCUGACCGACGAAGCAUUUUACGACGUUGCUCAAGAUGGCAACGAGAUUUCCAUCGACUUCAAGACCAAGGUCAUCGACGUGGAUGGGAAGCAGUUCGGGUUUCAGUUGAGUCAGAUGGAGCGGGAGCUCUUUCAGCAUGGCGGUAUCGCGUCGGCGUUCCAAAAAUUUGGAAACCGGCUUUUUGAGCAGAUGACCAGACCAAAGAAUCUGGGGAGUGCGAAGUCACUUGCGCUGCGUGGAAGUGGGGAGAGUGCUGGCCCGCAUGCAGGAUUGCAGUGGUAAUAGCUUGCUAUCGUGGAGAUGGUCUUCUGUAAAUAAGAAGUAGCUUUACUCUUAGGAUAUUCGUUAUGCAUGAC
Molecule: messenger RNA, 2267 nt
Organism: Aspergillus vadensis CBS 113365
Lineage: Eukaryota; Fungi; Ascomycota; Eurotiomycetes; Eurotiales; Aspergillaceae
Gene: acoC
Product: aconitase family protein
Exons: 7
Coding region: 118-2193 (691 amino acids)
Molecular function (GO): hydro-lyase activity
Source: RefSeq, a predicted model, not a curated record